This is a messenger RNA of Dryobates pubescens (Downy woodpecker), 1110 nucleotides long. RefSeq names its product malate dehydrogenase 2 (gene MDH2). The transcript has 9 exons. Lineage: Eukaryota; Metazoa; Chordata; Aves; Piciformes; Picidae. Bases 54 to 1067 code for a protein of 337 amino acids. Gene Ontology annotation, cellular component: cytoplasm; mitochondrion. The record is from RefSeq and is a predicted model, not a curated record. Gene Ontology annotation, molecular function: L-malate dehydrogenase (NAD+) activity. Gene Ontology annotation, biological process: tricarboxylic acid cycle; malate metabolic process.
GUCCCGCGCAGGCGCCGCGCGCUGGAGGUCGUUGGAGUCACGGAGCUCGCGCCAUGCUGUCCCGUGUCGCGCGCCCCGCUGCCGCCCUGCGCCGCGGCCUGGCCACGAGCGCCCAGAGCAAUGCCAAGGUGGCAGUGCUGGGUGCCUCGGGGGGCAUUGGGCAGCCUCUCUCCCUGCUCCUCAAGAACAGUCCCCUGGUGAGCAAGCUCAGCCUCUAUGACAUUGCCCACACCCCAGGGGUGGCUGCUGACCUCAGCCACAUCGAGACCAGAGCCACUGUCAAAGGCUUCAUGGGACCUGAGCAGCUGCCUGAGUGCCUGAAGGGUUGUGAUGUUGUUGUGAUCCCUGCUGGAGUGCCCAGGAAACCAGGCAUGACUCGAGAUGACCUCUUCAACACCAACGCCAGCAUCGUUGCCACCUUGACAACUGCCUGUGCAAAGCACUGCCCAGAGGCCAUGAUCUGCAUCAUCUCCAACCCAGUGAACUCCACCAUCCCAAUCACCUCAGAGGUCUUCAAGAAGCAGGGAGUCUACAACCCCAAGAAGAUCUUCGGGGUCACCACGCUGGACAUUGUCAGAGCCAACACCUUUGUGGCUGAGCUCAAGGGCUUAGAUCCAGCUCGAGUCACUGUCCCAGUGAUUGGGGGCCAUGCUGGGAAGACCAUCAUCCCUCUGAUCUCUCAGUGCACACCAAAAGUGGACUUCCCUCAGGAUCAGCUGGUGAAGCUCACAGGGAGGAUUCAAGAAGCUGGCACUGAAGUUGUCCAAGCUAAAGCAGGAGCAGGCUCUGCCACCCUGUCCAUGGCCUACGCCGGGGCUCGCUUUGUCUUCUCCCUGCUGGAAGCCAUCAACGGCAAGCAGGGGGUCGUGGAGUGCUCCUUUGUCAAGUCAGAGGAGACAGAGAGCCCUUACUUCUCCACACCUCUGCUGCUGGGGAAAAACGGAAUCGAGAAGAACCUGGGGAUUGGCAAGAUCACUCCCUUUGAAGAGAAGAUGGUGGCUGAGGCCCUGCCUGAGCUGAAGGCUUCCAUUAAGAAAGGAGAGGAGUUUGCCAAGAACUUCAAGUGAGGAGGAGCAGCUCCCAGCUUCCUUAAUUUAUUGAGGCGUUGUG